UUACCAUUUUUCCAUACCAAAAUCACUCAAAAAGUAGUUAUGAUUAGGUAGUUUCGCACCAAUUUAACUGCAUUCCUGUCUUGUUUAUAAAGACUACAUCAACUAUCUUAUCAACCACCAAGGGCUUCCCACCAUGUCUUUUUUCUGGUUCUCUAGCUUGGUCCGUUUGCACUUCACAUGUCCUAUGGUAACCUAUGCCGCCACUUGGAUAACACUUCUAACGUUGACGGCGGCAGUGGCUUCUAUCUCACCGCAGGUGGCGUUUGUGUCCGCCAUAUCCCCCUCCUCUUCGUUCUCUCAGAAGUGCAGCAGUGAUGGGUCCAUUAGAAUGCCCUUGGAUGUUCCAGGAAACAUCCUGUGUUUUCCUCCUCACAUGUUCGUGAAGUCCAGGAUUGACCUAAUCGUUCCACCCGUCUUUGCCGCAGCCAUUGUAGCGGCUUCUGCUUGCGUGGUGCGAGCUGCGGGCUUGUGGGAGCAUGAUUAAACUCGUUGAGAUGCAAGCUAACUGGGUGUUCCUCUUAGAAUCAGAUCAUAAUUCGAGAUGGAUCAUAUCUAUCUGACACAAAAGAAUUAACAAAAUUCGAUUGUGUCACCUGAAAUUUUACCCAGAUCACAGGUUUUGA
Vigna angularis (adzuki bean) is the source of this 623-nucleotide messenger RNA. RefSeq lists its product as uncharacterized. The transcript has a single exon. The record is from RefSeq and is a predicted model, not a curated record. Lineage: Eukaryota; Viridiplantae; Streptophyta; Magnoliopsida; Fabales; Fabaceae. Bases 134 to 484 code for a protein of 116 amino acids.